GGCGCCCCUCAAGUCUUUUGGUUUAGUCCAAAAACCAAGGCAUCAUGGCGGGCAAGUUUGUGUGCUUGGCGGAUUUCGAGAAUUUUGCUCGCGAAUCGCUUGACACAAAUGCAUCGAAUUACUACAACAGCGGUGCAAACAAUGAACAAACGCUUCGAGACAACGUGGACGCAUUUAGAAGUUAUCGCCUGAGGCCUCGGUUCCUGAGAGAUGUGUCCAGGAGAGACACAACAACAACCGUGUUGGGGGAGCUGCUGGAUUUCCCCGUUGCCUUGGCUCCCACUGCCAUGCAGAGGAUGGCCCAUCCAGAUGGAGAAGUGGCAAGUGCCAAAGCCGCUGCCUCCAUGAACACUGGGAUGAUCCUGAGCUCCUGGGCCACCUCUACCAUCGAGGAAGUGGCUGAGGCCGCGCCACGUGGGCUGAGGUGGUUCCAGCUGUAUGUGUACAAGGACAGGCAGGUAACCAGGAACCUUGUGGAGAGAGCUGAGAAGGCUGGGUACAAAGCCAUCUUCCUCACUAUAGAUACACCCAUCCUGGGCAAACGUCUGGAGGAUACCAGAAACAAGUUCAAGCUUCCAGCACAUCUCAGGCUUGCAAACUUCUCUGAGGGCGACGUGCGAUCCUCCCGUGUGCAGAGCGACAGCGACUCCGGACUUGCGGCGUACGUAGCUUCCCUGAUCGACCCCAGUCUCAGCUGGGAGCAUGUCGACUGGCUGAGAAGUGUCACCAAACUGCCCAUCAUUCUCAAAGGGGUUCUAACAGCUGAAGUUGCCAGGGAAGCUGUUGAACAUGGUGUAGAUGGGAUCCUAGUCUCUAACCAUGGAGCAAGGCAACUGGAUGGAGUUCCUGCUACAAUAGAUGCCCUUAGAGAAGUGGCAUCAGCAGUGAAUGGACAGGUUGAAGUGUACUUGGAUGGUGGUGUCAGAACUGGAACUGAUGUGCUCAAGGCCCUUGCCCUAGGUGCGAGGUGUGUGUUUGUGGGCAGGCCUGUUCUCUGGGGUCUUGCAUACAAGGGACAAGAAGGUGUGCAGGAGAUGCUUCAAAUGCUGAAGGAAGAGUUCAGUCUCAGCAUGGCAUUGUCAGGCUGUAGCCGUGUGUCUGCCAUCACCCCAGCCUUGGUGGUUCAUGAGAGUUACUACCAGUCCAGCCUUGGCCAUGCUUCAACCAAGCAACAGUCGAAACUGUGAAGAGGGCAAUGUUUAGAGAGUAUGGCAUCAGGUGCCAACAUUUUAGUCUAUAAUGUAUUUGUAAGUGCAAUCAUGAGUUAACUUGUGGGAUGAGAGAAUGUUCAAGUAACAUUACGUUGGAUCCAGUGAUGCAACAGGACACUACUGGUAAACUGGGCUGCACUGUUCAGUAUGGCCAGACCAAACUGUACUCUUCUUGUACCUAACAAUUUAAAUGGAAUCAAUUCUAUCAUGGGACUUUACUCAGGUUAUAAUUGCAAACAGUAGCUACACAACAUGACAUGUGAUGUCACAAGGUAAAGGUGUGGGAAGAAGAGGGAUUGUCUCCACCUUCCCAUACCAUGCCCUCGAUCACAUAAAAAAUCUUUUUAGAAAGAAGGCCUAU
This is a messenger RNA of Branchiostoma floridae (Florida lancelet), 1572 nucleotides long. Its product is annotated as hydroxyacid oxidase 1-like. The record is from RefSeq and is a predicted model, not a curated record. Gene Ontology annotation, molecular function: FMN binding; oxidoreductase activity. Bases 45 to 1187 code for a protein of 380 amino acids. The transcript has 9 exons. NCBI's taxonomy places the organism in Eukaryota, Metazoa, Chordata, Leptocardii, Amphioxiformes, Branchiostomatidae.